Molecule: messenger RNA, 255 nt
Organism: Chaetomium globosum CBS 148.51
Lineage: Eukaryota; Fungi; Ascomycota; Sordariomycetes; Sordariales; Chaetomiaceae
Exons: 3
Coding region: 1-255 (84 amino acids)
Source: RefSeq, a predicted model, not a curated record
AUGGCCACCUUCGUCGAGGACCCGCGGUCCAUCCAGCAGCAGACCCUGUCCAAUCUCGCAGACCAUCUCGACGUCUGCACGAGAGCGGGCUUUCUGACGGUCGGAAAUGCUGCGGGGAACGGGGGGAUCAGUACUCUCAAGAGUGCCGAUCAGAGUGCGCGUGGGUGGUUGGACCUGACCGGUGAGAACAUGCCGCCCGCGAGGUUGCCUGAGGGGUUUACAACGAAGGGGAUUGUGGCGUCCACGGACGAUUAA